Molecule: messenger RNA, 2669 nt
Organism: Myzus persicae (green peach aphid)
Lineage: Eukaryota; Metazoa; Arthropoda; Insecta; Hemiptera; Aphididae
Exons: 3
Coding region: 900-2141 (413 amino acids)
Source: RefSeq, a predicted model, not a curated record
UUGUUUAUCUUUGUUGUUAAUUAAUUAAUUAACUUUAGUUAUGAGUUUGAAAAUACCAUUUUGAUCAAAUUUUCUACCAGGAAUAACAAUAAGUGAACGAGUUAUUUUUUUCGGCUCAAAAACGUCAUGGACUACAAUAUAGUAGUCUCAAAAAAAAAAAAAAAAAACAAAAAUCAUAGAAAUUUAAUAUCGACUACUAAACAAACUCAAUUUACAUAUAAAAUCACUACUUUUAAAAAUUGAAAAUUGAAAACCAGUUUUUAAUGAAAUGGAUUUAAGUUUUUUUUCUGUAACUGUGGAUACAUUUUUUGCUGAGCCAAUAAAUGAAAACAUUUGGUACUAGCAACAAUGUACUUCAUAAGUUGAUAAUUUAUCAAUUGAGCAAUAAUACAUAAUCACAAUAUUUUUUAUAUGAGUUUAAAUUUACAGCCAGUUGUCCACCUUUUUUUUAUACCUUCUUACUUAUUGGUAAAUAUUUGGUUCUCAAAAUGAAAGACCUAAAAUGUUUAAAUCUAACUGACAUAAAAUAUAUCAUUUAAGACAUAUUGUCACGAAUACAAAUUAGUUAAAAGCUAUAAAAGUUUAAUAUACACAUGCACUUUACUUUGCUUGCUCAUCAAUUCAUAUAAGUGUAUUGUAUAUACUUUGUGAACACAAAAAAAUAGACACAAUAGACUAUAAUAUUAUUGAUUAAUUCUUAUAUACUACAGACUAUUAAAACGUUGUAAAGUAUGCAAGUUGAUAAGCGCUAUUAGAGGCGGGGCUUCGAGAUAAUAUUUAUGAUUUGUUGUGAAAUUAUUAUUCGAUUGUAAAUUGUACGCAAUUAUUAGUUCUAAAUUAAAUAACAUACAAAUAAGACGCAUGCUAUAUGGCAACCAACCAUAUUAUUAUUAUGAGUUAUGGAACGUUUUGUUGAACAAGAAUUAAAGGAAAUUGUUGAUGGAGGUGCAUUCGGGAAGAAUUGUCACUUAGUGUCUUGCAAAUUAUACAAUUAUGGAUCACAUUAUAACGUAAUGAUCAAGUUAAAAAUUCUAAGUUUGGAACUUCGUUAUUGUUUUGGCUGUGACAUUUUGUUUAAUAAUGAACUAAUCUUUUACGAAAAUAUAAUGCCGUUUCUAUUAAAGUGCCGGGGACCGACAGUUAAUGAUGCACAUGCACUAUUUUUACCUCGUUUUUUUUACGGUAGUAAUAAAUGUAGUGAAUUAAUGGCAAAUGAUGUAAUUGUUAUUGAAAACGUUAGUACAUUAGGAUAUUGUUUCAGUAAUGCAAGAGUGUUUUUGGACUACGAACAUUUAACAAUCGCACUUCAGACAUUAGCAAAGUUUCACGGACUGUCGUAUACUGCCAAGCACAAAGAUCCGGGCAGAAUUAACGAUUUUUUAAAAAAUGUUCACAGCAUACACUUGGAUGGCAACGGGCAUUGGAUGUCUCAGCAUGAUAUCUUCAAGAAGUGCGGAAAACGAGGAGUGGACCGACUGUUGGAACGGGACGGGGACAAGUACAGGGACCACGCACGCAUACGCCGCUUGAACGAGUUGUUGGACGACCCGGACAAAACCCUAAUGCAGACAUUGCAUGCUCGAGAACCGCUGUCCGUCAUAUGCCACGGCGACUACCAUCGCAAUACUUUGUUGUUCCAGUACGACGACCACGGACGUCCGUUCGACGCGAUCGCCAUAGACUUUUCUACGAUCCACUACGGGUCACCCGCCUUGGACCUGUCGUCGUUCCUAUACAUAUCCACCACUCAGCGGAUGCGCGAGUUGCACUGGGACGACUUGCUGGACAUCUAUUGUGGCGCGCUGGCCAAGUCCGUCCUGCCUGGAGUCCUUGUGCCCAGUCGAGCCGAAAUCGAUGCCGAAGUGGCCGAGAUCGCCAUAAACGCGUUCGCAAAAGCGUCGUUUUACCUGCCGUUCAUGUUAUGUGACACCGGAAGCAAUUCACUGGAUACGUUGGCGACGAGUGACGACCCGGUUGACUACUUUCUGGCGUUGGGCGGUGACAUGGCGACCGAGUGCAUAGCUGACAUGGUUCAGCAUUUUGUUUCCAUGGGCUAUACAGAUGUGAGCCGUGGCGACCGCUCAAAUCCUGUUAAGAAUGCCUACUCGACGCCCUGUAAGAGCAGCACUACUCUAAUUUGAGAGUAUUAAAACAUUCUAUUUUUAUUAAAAAUAUAUUCCAUUUAUGAUAUGUAUUACUGUAUUUGUUGUUGGUUUGAUUAAUUUUAUCCCAGUUUCUGAUGUGUUAUUGUUAAAGACUUCACGUGUUUUAUAUUUGAAAUUAAUAUUUUAUUAUUUUUCCAGAAACUAUUUUUUUAUUUAUUUUUUAUUCAUAGAUAUAAGAUAAAGAGUAAAUUUUUAUGAUAUCCUAUGUCAGAGAUGGUGAACCUAUGACACGCGUGUCACUCUGUGACAAGCGCACACUAUUUUAGUGACACAGACGAAUGUGUAAAAGUUUGAUAAUAUUAAAGUUUAAAAAAAAAAAAAUUGAAGGUUUAUCGAACUAUAGUUGACACUCAGGGAGAACAAAGUCCAACCAAAAUUUUUAUUUGACACAGUGGUACAAAAAGGUUCACCAUCCCUGUCCUAUGCUCUAAUAUUGUCAUUAUAAAUAUUUAGCUUUAUUAUUAUUAUUAUUAUGUUAUUAUUAAAUCAAUCUAAUCGUGCCAA